AUGCUUUCAUCAGCCGAACUCAACGCUACGCAAGCUGUACUCAUCAAGCUAGCUCAGGCGGAUGGAUUCAAGGACGAACUAAAAGAGCUUCACAGUGGUAACGCAAUUUCGAAAAAGUCGCCGCUUCGUCGUCUAAGCCCCAUACUUGACCCUGAAGGCAUAAUUAGAGUGGGAGGGAGAUUGAAUUUGUUAGAGCAACCGUAUAUAAUGAAACAUCCUAUCCUCCUUCCAAAUCCUCACCCCUAUACACGCCUUCUCGCUACGUUACAUCACCUACGGUUAAUCCAUGGUGGCGGCCGAGUCACAUUGGCCUCCAUGCGCGAAUAUUUCUGGCCCAUCCGAGGACGACGAUUAGUGCGCAGCAUCAUACAUGCCUGUUUCCGCUGCACCCGAGCAAGUCCCGUUCCCGCAACGCAGCAGCUAGGACAACUUCCGAUUCAUCGCAUACGACCCAGCCGUCCCUUCUGCAUCACCGGCAUGGACUUUGCCGGCCCAGUGUACCUGAAAGCAAUCCACAAACGAGCAUCUCCAGCGAAGGCCUAUAUUUGCAUCUUCGUGUGUUUUAGCACCAAAGCCGUCCAUAUCGAGCUGGUGGGAGACCUCUCCACAUCAGCAUUCCUGGCAGCAUUCCGCAGAUUUGUGUCUCGUCGGGGACGACCUACCGAUGUCUACUCCGAUAACGGGAAAAAUUUCGAGGGGGCAAAAACGAGUUGGAGCACAUUCAACGUUUCUUCUUGGAUAGCAACCAAAAUAUUCACUCCUUCUGCGCGAAUGAAUCCAUCACCUGGCAUCUGUGUCCACCAAAAGCGCCGCACUUUGGUGGACUAUGGAAAAGGCCGUAAAGUCGCCAAAACGCACCUGUACCGACAGCUGGGAAAUUCUCGGUUGACGUUCGAAGAGAUGACGACACUGCUAACCCAAAUCGAAGCGGCAAUGAACAGUCGACCACUGGUGCCUCUAUCUGAAGACCCGAACGAUUUAUCGUGCCUCACUCCUGCUCACUUCCUAAUCGGAUCAACGAUGCAAGCAAUUCCAGAGCAAGAUCUCACCAGAGUUUCCAUCUGCCUGCUCGACCGCCUUCAAGCUACCCAGCGAACGUACCAACAAUUUUGGCAUCAAUGGCGUCGUGAAUAUUUGCAAGAGCUGCUGCCGUCCCAAGCAUAUCUGUCCCAUGUCGAUUUUUAUCAUUUUUGA
Messenger RNA from Armigeres subalbatus, 1194 nucleotides. RefSeq lists its product as uncharacterized. Gene Ontology annotation, biological process: DNA integration. NCBI's taxonomy places the organism in Eukaryota, Metazoa, Arthropoda, Insecta, Diptera, Culicidae. The transcript has a single exon. Gene Ontology annotation, molecular function: nucleic acid binding. The coding region runs from base 1 to 1194 and encodes 397 amino acids. The record is from RefSeq and is a predicted model, not a curated record.